Saccharomycodes ludwigii is the source of this 1170-nucleotide messenger RNA. RefSeq names its product alanine--glyoxylate transaminase (gene AGX1). Lineage: Eukaryota; Fungi; Ascomycota; Saccharomycetes; Saccharomycodales; Saccharomycodaceae. The record is from RefSeq and is a predicted model, not a curated record. The coding region runs from base 1 to 1170 and encodes 389 amino acids. Gene Ontology annotation, cellular component: peroxisome. Gene Ontology annotation, molecular function: L-alanine:glyoxylate transaminase activity; L-serine:pyruvate transaminase activity. The transcript has a single exon.
AUGACAGUAGCAACCGAUAAUGAUGACUUACAGUCCACAUUAAUGAUCCCAGGUCCAAUCAGAUUAUCAACAGAUGUUCAAAAUGCAUUGGGAACACCAUCUAUUUCCCAUACUGGCACGCAUUUUACCAAAACCUUUCAAUCGGCGUUAUUAAAAUUGCAAAAAUUAUUUAACGUAGAGGAAAAGGAAGGAUAUUUACCAUUUGUUAUUAGUAGUUCUGGUACAAUGGGUUGGGAUUUAGUAGGCAAUAAUUUGCUAUCUAGUUCUGAUACCGACUGUAACAACAAUGCUUUAGUUUUGUCUACAGGUUUCUUUAGUGAAUCUUUUUACCUUUGUUUACAAUCGUACGCCAGCAAUAAAAGCACUGUAGACAAAAUAGUUGCCCCCUUAGGCACCUCUGAUUUUGAUGAAGCAGAAUUAAUUGCAAAAUUAAGCAGCAAGAAAUAUAGAUUGGUUACUAUUACCCAUGUUGAUACAUCAACUGCUACAUUAGUUGAUUUGAAUAAAGUUGUUAAAGUUAUUAAAGACACAAGCCCAUCGACUUUCAUCGUAAUCGAUGGUGUUUGUUCUGUUGGUUGCGAGGAACUCGAUUUAGGCAAACUAAAGGGGAUUGAUUUUGUUUUCACCGCAUCCCAAAAGGCUAUUGGUGUUGCUCCAGGCUUAUGUUUAGGUAUUAUUUCCCCUAGAGUGGUUGAUUUCAUAUUGAAUGAAAAUAAGAAUAAUAUUAGGGGUUAUUAUACUAAUUUGACCAAGUGGUUGCCAGUUAUGCAAAGCUUUAUCAAGAAUCAAGCAAAAUAUUUUGCCACACCACCAGUUCAGUUAAUUCACGCUCUAAAUGUUUCAUUAAGUGGAAUUUUAAAGCAAGGUGUUACUAAAAGGGUUGAAGAGCAUAAAUCAAAAUCCGACUGGUUUAAGGACAAAAUCGUCAAUGACUUGAAAUUGAAAUUAGUUAGUCAACCUGGUUAUGGUGCUCAUGGUUUAACGGCAAUCUAUGUUAACAAUCCAGCUGAACUUUUAAAAAAAAUCGGAGCCGACGGAAUUGUUCUUGCUGGUGGAAUUCAUAAAGAUAUUAAGGACCAAUACAUUAGAGUGGGUCAUAUGGGUGUUUCUAUCGAAAAUGGUGAUUUAGAAAAAGUUUAUGAAGCUUUAAAAAAAAACGUUAUCCAGUAA